Messenger RNA from Entelurus aequoreus (snake pipefish), 5555 nucleotides. RefSeq names its product cholecystokinin B receptor b (gene cckbrb). The record is from RefSeq and is a predicted model, not a curated record. The transcript has 5 exons. Gene Ontology annotation, biological process: neuropeptide signaling pathway. Gene Ontology annotation, cellular component: membrane. Gene Ontology annotation, molecular function: neuropeptide receptor activity; gastrin receptor activity. The coding region runs from base 205 to 1539 and encodes 444 amino acids. Lineage: Eukaryota; Metazoa; Chordata; Actinopteri; Syngnathiformes; Syngnathidae.
GUAAAACGCAGCAGUUUCUGCAAGGCUCUUCCUCCCAUUUCAUGCACAAAAUAACUUUCCUUAUUGAGCAAGUCGGGGGGAGAUUAACAAGCAUGGAUGCAAACGUGCAUGUCAGCACGUCAGAUGCUGCAAUGAGAUCUGUCAAAUAAGACGCCUGCAGCUGAACUUUGAACAAGCUCGGAGGGACAGCGAGACAGAAGAAUUAUGGACUUGUUCGUGGCAAACGAGACAUCCCCCGAGUGUGCAGGAACGCAUACUUUUGCAGCCCGGAACGGGAGCUCGGAGACGUCCAACCUGAGCUGCAGCAACAUCUCCACGCCGCUCACACCUCGCGGUGUGCGACCAGCGGCAGGCGAUAACCAUACACUGAGGAUCCUUCUGUACGCCCUCAUCUUCUUCCUAAGCGUGUUUGGGAAUCUGCUGAUCAUCCUGGUUCUGACGGCCAACAAGCGCAUGCGGACAGUCACCAACACCUUCCUGCUGUCGCUGGCCGUCAGUGACCUGAUGAUGGCGGUCUUCUGCAUGCCCUUCACCCUCAUCCCCAACAUCCUCAAGGAUUUCAUCUUCGGCGCCACCAUGUGCAAGAUAGUGACCUAUCUGAUGGGUAUAUCAGUGAGCAUCUCUACGUUCAGCCUGGUCGCCAUAGCGAUUGAGCGCUACAGCGCCAUAUGUAACCCAUUGAAGUCAAGGGUGUGGCAGACACGCUCACAUGCUUACCGGGUGAUUGCGGCGACAUGGCUGCUGGCUCUCAUCCUCAUGAUCCCGUAUCCAGUGGUCAGUCAUCUGGACUCCUUUCAGCGACCCGACAACACCACCGCCCACCGGUGUCGCUGCAAGUGGCCCGUCAUCAUGGCCGAGCAGACCUGGUACAUUCUGCUGCUGCUUUUGCUGUUUGCCAUUCCGGGGGUGGUGAUGAGUGUGGCCUAUGGACUCAUCUCCAGGGAACUUUAUCGAGGGAUCCAGUUUGAGAUGGGACACAAAAAAGACUCUACAGACGUGAAGAAUGGCUUAACGUCAGCAAUGACCAAUGGCAACGACGAUGGAGAUGGCUGCUAUGUCAAUGCCCAGCGUCCCUACGGGCUGGAAAUGUCCGCCAUGACUGCCUCUGUCAAGACUCCCAAGGCGGACCGACCACGCAGCAACACAUCAGAGGCAAAGCUCGAGGCAAAGAAGCGAGUUAUCCGCAUGCUGGUGGUGAUUGUGGUCCUGUUCUUUCUGUGUUGGAUGCCGCUGUACUGUGCCAACACGUGGCGAGCUUUCGAUGGCACAUCUGCCAAACAAGCCCUCUCUGGAACGCCUAUUGCUUUUAUCCAUUUGCUCAGCUACACCUCUGCUUGUGUCAACCCCAUCAUCUACUGUUUCAUGAACACCCGUUUCCGAAAGGCUCUGCUUGCCACGUUUUCCUGUUGCUUCGCCCCUUGCCGUCGCCAUCGCCGCCGCCGUCACGGGCUUCGGGACAACGAGGAUGACGCUACGGCCAUGGGACCCUCCAUGUCCAAGUUCAGUUACACUACGGUCAGCACUAUGGGAACUUGCUGAGGCUGAUCCAGGUGGUUCCAGCACAGAUCAUCUAUUGUGUUUAGACAAAGGGAUGGAAUUUGCCGUGAUGUAGCACUAGCAGCGUAGAAUAGCUGUUUUUACAUUGUAAAUACCUUCAUUUCUAUAUAAAAACACAUCAAGACCAUCAACUCUUGCAUAACUUGCAUUUUGUAACUGGAUUUGCAUUAUUGUAUUCAUUUUAUUUCAUACAUUUCAGUCAGUUGUUUAUAUGUUUGUGACUGAUUCAGCUGCCUUGUGUAUUCUGUAUAAGUGCCUGCUUUUUUCAAUGGUAACAUUAUCCCGGUACAGUGCUGUUAAAAGAAACUGCAAAUCAUGAACAAUUUGGGUUAAUUAAUCUAAAUGUGUGGUCUACAAGGAUCAGUGAGGGUGCCACUAAGCCCAGUGUUAAGAAUCAGCAACCAGUUACUCUGUAAUUUAAUUGAUCACAAAUAUACUGUGCAUCUUUAGUAAACUAUAAUUGUAAUAAUCAUCUAAAAAUAAAACUGCAUAUGCACAAAUUCUCCACACAGGAAAAUUAACGAUCGAUAUAAAAGAGCUUUUCUUCCUGUUACUCACAUACACUACCGUUCAAAAGUUUGGGGUCACCCAAACAAUUUUGUGGAAUAGCCUUCAUUUCUAAGAACAAGAAUAGACUGUCGAGUUUCAGAUGAAAGUUCUCUUUUUCUGGCCAUUUUGAGCCUUUAAUUGACCCCACAAAUGUGAUGCUCCAGAAACUCAAUCUGCUCAAAGGAAGGUCAGUUUUGUAGCUUCUGUAACGAGCUAAACUGUUUUCAGAUGUGUGAACAUGAUUGCACAAGGGUUUUCUAAUCAUCAAUUAGCCUUCUGAGCCAAUGAGUAAACACAUUGUACCAUUAGAACACUGGAGUGAUAGUUGCUGGAAAUGGGUCUCUAUACACCUAUGUAGAUAUUGCACCAAAAACCAGACAUUUGCAGCUAGAAUAGUCAUUUACCACAUUGGCAAUGUACAGAGUGUAUUUCUUUAACGUUAAGACUAGUUUAAAGUUAUCUUCAUUGAAAAAUAAGGACAUUUCAAUGUGACCCCAAACUUUUGAACGGUAGUGUACACUGUACAUAAAGACGGGUGGUAUGACCUGAAAUCUACAUUGCCAUAUAUUGCAGCCUCCUGCGAUAACAAUAUAUUUCACGAUAUAGUAUUUGGUAUGUAAAUGAUAAUAGAACCAUUUCAAAAUGAGUUACAAAGGCUCCUUCACCUAUGUGGUAACAAUUGUAACAUUUCAGCUUGUAUUAUUUUGUCAAAACUAUUAUUAAUCUACUUACUAAGUUACUGUUAAUAUCUGGUUACUUCCGGUUAUAACAUGGUUAUAUAUACACUUUUGUUAAAAUGUACUUGGACCUUAUUUUUCUAUUCGAAUAUUGGUUUUGGGCGAUACUACAAAUUUAGGUAUCGAUCCAAUACAAAGUAAUUACAUGGGCAGUAUUGAUAAUAACAAAGCUGUUACUGAUACUUACAAUUUUCAAGAUUAUUUACUUUUGAUCACAAUUAUAAUCAGACAAAAAAACAGGAUGCCGACGUAAAAAUUUAAAUUAAAUAUUAAAAUUUUACUGGCUCUGAUUCAAAUCAUUUGUUUUUUGCCGUUAAAGCUCUCCUGUGUUCGGGGACUAAUUUCCAGAGUUUGUAAACAAUAACAAAAACGACAAAAGAUUUUUUGAUAGCAAAAAAUAUCGUUCUAACGACGGUAGAAUCGACCAUACACUGAUAGUAUACUUGGUAUCGUUACUGUCGAUAUUUGUAUCGAUCCGCCCACCAUUGUUAACAUUCCAGGGCUCUAGCUCAGCAGUUAGCGUAUUUCCUGCCAUGUGUAAUGUAGCAUGUUUAGCAAUUGCUCGUCCUCUAGCGAUGAUAUUUGUAAAAAAUGUUUUUUUUUUGUUGCGGUGGGGGCGAAGAUUGCUGCUUUAGAAGUGGAUUUUCACUGUGGAGGGACGUUAAUUGCUAGCAAGGACUCUACAUGGCUGUGAAGACGUGUUUGUUUGCUUGUCACUGUCAAACUUGGGGGACACAGCUAGACAACAUGCAUUAUCACGAUGUAAUGAUAGUAUUUAAAUCUCUAUCGUAGGCCAACUUUAUAACAUUUAUAGUGUAUAUCAUCUAUAUCGCACAAUCCCAACUGUGCUUUGUUACUUUCUAAAAAGGUAAGGGAUAGUCUCUGUCUGUAUGUUCUGCUUCGGUGCUAAGGUUGUACUGAGCAGAAAAAUGCUGUAGUUGUAAAAGUCAAUCAACGUCAAUUAAAAUCAACUUCUCAUAGCUGAGGUUUUUCUUCUGGACAGCAAACUCCUCCAGACUGAAUCAACAGCGCCUCCACUGGUUACAGCCAAGCAGUGUGCACCAUUUUAUAUCAAUGUCUUCAUCAGUGAUCCGUCAAUCAAUCGCACAGUCCAAGGGGCCACAGCAAGUUCAAUUUUGUACGUCUAUCUAAAUGAUGAUCAACUAGAUUAUUAAUAUGAUGUAUUCAUUUUAGCCAUGGUAAUUUAGGCGGUCUGAGAGGGGUAAUCUGAAAUAGAGUUAUGAACUGAUUAGGAAUGGAAUGGCACAUUAGGAACGAUCUAAUAAUAGAAUGAUCAAGGACUGUUUUUUUGCAUUUAUAACAUCUAUUGAGUUUUUCUGCUUUUUUUCUCCUGGGAACAGCGAGUUGGCAGCAGCCUUUAAUAUUUAACGGUGUUAUUGCGGGUAUCAUGUAGUUAAUUGUAAAUACAUAAAUUCAGGGGUUUUUAAAGAUUUCAUGUCCCUGCAAAACAGACACACGCUUCAUUAUUACAUCCAGGCUUCUCGCUUGUAGGGUCUACACGUGUAAUGUCUUAUUGCUAAAGCUGAUAGAUAUUGGUUUCUAUACUGUAAGAAUGUAAAUCCAUUAAUUCCACACAGGGUCAACAUGGAUCACAGGUUAAUAAGGUUGUUCUUAUCCAAGAUCCUCAUUGGACAUACAGUACAGGACCAAGUAUAGAAGCAUAGAAAUGCAAUAUCGACUAUGUUUAUAAGUGACACUUAAGUUGGGGUUUUUUCCCCUCCCAGAGAGCUUUUCAAAGACUAAUUUCCCUGUGGUGUCACAAAGGUUGUGUGAUGUCAACACCCACUCCGGCUCAUCCACUUGCCACUCAGUCUGAAAAUCAGCUUAUUACAUUUCUGGCAGAUCGGUGCCACUUGUUUGCUCUUUUCCGUCCUUACUAAUUCAUACUGAGCCUGGAUGGGAUGUGCAAGCAAUCUUAUAGGGUCUUUCUCAAAAUGAUGAUCAAAAUAUGUUGGGAAGAACAUUUCUGCAAAGAGAUUGAAUAUUUAGAUUUUAACUAACUGUAGGGCGGGCAUGCAUUUAAACAAUUCCGGUACCGAUUCCUUGUUUCGAGUCCAGUUCCUAACGAUUCUUUAUUCCAAUUCUUAAAAAGGCAAGGUCAUCAUAAAAGUUUGCAUGGUUUGAAUGAAGGGUGCUACCUAGAGAUGUCCGAUAAUAUCGGACUGCCGAUAUUAUCGGCCAAUAAAUGCUUUAAAAUGUAAUAUCAGAAAUUAUCGGUAUCGGUUUCUAAAAGUAAAAUGUAUGACUUUUUAAAACGCGGCUGUACGGAGUGGUACACGGAUAUAGGGAAGUACAGAGCAGUUGCAUCUCCCAGUCAUACUUGCCAACCCUCCCGAUUUUACCGGGAGACUCCCGAAUUUCAGUACCUCUCCCAAAAAUCUCCCGGGGCAACCAUUCUCCCGAAUUUCUCCCGAUUUCCACCCAGACAACAAUAUUGGGGGCGUGCCUUAAAGGCACUGCCUUUGCCUGCCGGCCCAAUCACAUAAUAUCUUUGGCUCUUCACACACACAAGUGAAUGCAAUGCAUACUUGGUCAACAGCCAUACAGGUCACACUGUGGGUGGCCGUAUAAACAACUUUAACACUGUUACAAUUAAGAAUGACAAACACAUUACGGGAGAACAUCCGCACCGUAACACAACAUAAACACAACAGAACAAAUACCCAGAACCCUUUGCAGCACUAACUCUCC